Tuber aestivum (summer truffle) is the source of this 2048-nucleotide messenger RNA. Lineage: Eukaryota; Fungi; Ascomycota; Pezizomycetes; Pezizales; Tuberaceae. The record is from the annotation of a GenBank genome assembly.
CCUCGAGAUCGCUUUACAAUGAGUAAGUGACGACUCCUUAUCGCGAUGUUGUUUCACGGGGGACGAUGCGGUUUUUACUUACCUUUUGUUUGUCGCAGGUCCGCCCUUGGCUGCAAGAGCUGGGACAGCCCCGACCGGCAGAGUUUUGGGCGAAGUAAUGAUGCCAUAGCCUUCUCAAUAUUUUCACGUCCAUAACCUCUAAUAAACUAGGUUGUCAAUUGCGGCAGCUCCACACCGAGGAUGAACGGUAAUACGGUCACAACACACGGAUAUCCUACAGGUACCUGUCAGCCCGCGGGUUGCAACAAGUUACAGUGUUAUCGGGGGGCCUGCGGCGGCUCAUUCACGGAUAGCAAGUCUUGGAGGUACGUCCAGUAUUUCCCGUGUCAAAAACGUCGCGUCCACAAAGCUAACUCUCCCUACGAUGAUGCAGGGAACACAGAGAGACCUGUUUACCCAUCGGAAGCUAUGGCUAUCGCUGCGUGUUCCCGGAUUGCCCCGAACGUUUUAUGACUUCCAGCCUUUACGAUAUGAUAGGCCACCAAUCGGUCCAUCAGCUGUUCGCCUGCUACGUACGGGGGUGUGCUUGGACCUUUCCUGCACAGGACGGAGCUAUCAAGCAUGUCAUCAGGGAGCAUCGCACCGCGAAACCCCCUACAGACAUGAUAAAACACUUGUGGACUACCCAAAAACACCAGGACGAGUUUCAGCGACAGUCAAACGUUUGUUUCGACAUCUCGGAUGUGAUAUCGGAUUGGCAAGCGGAGGCUUCGGGUCAUCCUCCAGAGGGUAUCAUACCAGCCCCGAAGCCAGCCACAUACGCUCUGCCCGGGAAUGGGCACCUCGAGAGCGGAGCAAAUGCUGAAGAUGCCGACGACGCGCAGAGUUUGAGUUCGGCAGUGUUCGUGCACAUCACGAAUCAACUUGCGGCUCUCGGGGAUCUUUUGGAUAGCCGAGCAUUGGCACCGACUGCAACGGAGUACCGCCAAGUGUCUCAAGCGUUGGAAAUCAUGUCCAAGAAGCUCCACAGCAAAUCCCCUACAGGCCCGUUGGCUGGCUGGAAAAAUCACUUUGCAUACCCUAGCGGGGUUUCGGGUCCGAAUGGCUUACCCCGUCCGGAGACGUUCCGGGAGGAACCCACUGCUCUUGCUACCACCUUAGCUCGGGAAACCCGCCGGGGACUCAAACAUCAAAAGAAUAAAUCUGCUACUGCGCAAAUAUCCACAGCGAUAUCGCCCGUAAGAGAGGAGGCUGACGGUGGGGAGCUAUCCGGAACUGACCUAGACUCCGACGAGGAGCUCGACCCACCAACGCAAGGAGCCGACGGCGAACCUCUGCAGAACACCCACCUCUCCGGCAAAGAGCAGAGCAAAUACUUCCAACAAAUGCAGCAAUGCUGUGUCCGUGCUGCUCACGAGUUCUACCUCCGCCACCGCGCGCACCUGGACAACAUCAAGGACAAGAAAUCCCGUCAACUCUGUCUAACGGCAAAAUCCAACCCCAUCUCCAAGCCCGACGACCUCAGCCUCCCGCAUUGGACCCACCUCUUGCGCAGGAUCAGUGAUGCAAGAGGUCUUCAGAAAAACAUGGUCAGUCGUAUAGAAAGCUUCAACGGGGACAUAUCCCCCGUCGACGAGGUUAGGCAUGCGUUCACGAAGAACAAGGUCAAGAGCGACAGGGAUCUGCUGGCGCUCGUCCAAUUGACCAGGAACUUUUGCUGGCAGUUGAAGGAUUGGGACAGAUGUGCGGAUUUGGAUACGUUGUACACACUCCUAGAGAAGACCAUUCGCGAGGCAAAGCGUAGGAACCUGGGAAGGUAUAGGCCGACCAGGAAGGGGACCUUUGGCGGCGGAAGGGAAGUACCAACGAUGGGAAACCCACAGAGGCAGUCGGCCACUUGGCCAUUAAUGGUGGAAACGGAGGGGGCAGAAUAGAAUGACAGUGUGCGAAUAACACAGCUUGCCUACGUGCAUGGAUUUUUCGGUCCCCCAUCCCAUCCCAUCCCUCUCUCUCCCCUCUCUCUCUCUCUCUCUCUCUCUCUCUCUCUC